GACCACUUCAAGCUUCAAGUGCGCAUGCGCCGAGUUAAAUCUCGAAUCGCGUGACGAGACCCCAUAUCGCGAGAUUUGCAAAACUGGGGGCUGGCUUUCUCAUGCAUUUCAUUCGUAGACAGGUGAUACUCAUUGAGUACGAUUCAGCUAAAUGUCGGGUUUAACAGACGCUUGCAACAUAAUUGGUAAACAACGCCGUUUUCUUACACUGAUGAAGCGAGUCUUUAUUCAAGCCAACAAAACCUGCAAUACUUUUCGUUUAAAGUGUUAUUAUGGGUGGAAGGGACUAUUGCUGUGUCGUUGGUUGUGUAAACAGACGAUCUAAAUCAAAGCUACCAUUUCAUGGUAUUCCUAAAAAGCCUGAACAUCGAAGGAAAGCCUGGAUUAAAGCAUCCGGACGACAGUGCCAUGGAAAACACAAAUUUAUUGUCACAGAAUAUACUCGUAUUUGUGGUGCACAUUUUGUGAAUGGUGUUAAGAGCAAUAAUCCUUUGGACGUUGACUAUGUGCCAACAGUUAAUUUGCCAAGGCCUAUAUCAUUGACCCCUGUGGUAGAACGAGCUACAACAACCAGUAAGAUGGCAAAGUCAUACAGUGAUGCGGUGCAGAAUGCAAUUAACCGGAAGAAAGCUUCAAACAAAUAUUGUGCUCGUAAAAAACUGAUCUUAUGUGAGCCAGAUAUUGACGAUGUGCAUAUGGAAGUAGAGGUUGGGUUGCCAGCAACACAAAGCCAGAGCGACUACGAAUUUGUUGUUCGGGGGCUAGAAACAAACGAUGCAUCGGUACCCAAGUAUGAAGACCAUGUAUAUGCAAAAGCAGAGUGUCCUAGACAGCCUCGGUUAGCUUCAACAUCAACCAGUGUCCAGACCGAAGAUCAGUCAUACUGCCACAUUUCAGCAUCAGUGGCCUUGUAG
This is a messenger RNA of Dreissena polymorpha, 914 nucleotides long. RefSeq lists its product as uncharacterized. Lineage: Eukaryota; Metazoa; Mollusca; Bivalvia; Myida; Dreissenidae. The record is from RefSeq and is a predicted model, not a curated record. The transcript is spliced from 3 exons. The coding region runs from base 273 to 914 and encodes 213 amino acids.